This is a messenger RNA of Symbiodinium pilosum, 879 nucleotides long. The record is from the annotation of a GenBank genome assembly. Lineage: Eukaryota; Dinophyceae; Suessiales; Symbiodiniaceae.
GACACGCUGAUCCGUGUGUUCAAGGAUGGUGUAGAGACCACUGGGCGCAAGCAGGGUAAUGGAUGGGUAGUGGAGGCAGAGGAGGAGAUAGCUCACCAAGCAUUGUACUACAGCAGGUUCCGGAUCGAUGGCAUUCCACAGCGCCAGGGAGGAACGGUGGGAAACACCUUGCGACGUACGCUGAUGCGGCAGGACUUGUUUCGCACCUACGCGGCUGUGGCCUUCCGCCUUCGUUACAGAUCCUACAAUGUGGACCAGGGCAAGGUCUUCGUAUCACGUGCUCAGCCAGCACUUCACGAGUUCUCAUCGGUUCCUGGAAUCCAGGAGUCCAUGAUCGAUGUUGUGAAGAGCGUGCAGCAGUUGACAGUGGCAAAAGCACCAUGGGAGGCACCCGCAGAUCUUCCAUUGUCCGCGAUGGCUUCAGAGCAUCCAGGAGAGCCGGAUGUCUGGCGGUGGGAUAUGGUGGAUAGCUCUUCCUUCUACGAACAACCCACAUACCUCCCUCUGGGCGGCCAGCACUUGCUAGAGAUCUCCGCUCCGGCAAUGAUCGAGUUCGAGGUCGAAGAAAUAUCGCCCGCAUUCGAAGAGUACCGGAAACGCCUGCGCUUCGACCGAUGGCUUCUGGUACCUCCCCUCUUCUCACCAGUGAAGAAGGCUGGAAGUGUGGACCACGAGAUCUGCCAGGACUAUGCCGGCCUUGAUGAAAGAUCGGCCUCGAGCUCCAAUGCCAUGAAGUUCAAUGGCGAAGAUGACGACGCCAACUUUCUGGACGACAGACUAGAUGCCUUGGAUGAGCUUCUUGACAGUGCAAGCCAGAACGACGAUGAUGAGGAUGACGAAGACAUGCGGGCUCUGACGGAGGGCCUUUUUGAUGUUUGA